AUGCAAAUGCUAUUAAGCUACCAAUAUCUUAAGCAUUUCUGUGAGAUGCUGAUUCAGGGCAAACUAUAUCAGGCUGUUGUAUUAAGCCCCAGUUCUGUUUUAGAUUGGCCACAACAGAAUUUUUAUCACCUAAAAGAACAGAGUAGCGAUUUUGAAGGGGCUUUUGCGUUUGCGACGAAUCACCCAGAUGGCUGGGAGGCUAAGUUUAUGGACAGACCGAAAAACAUGCAGGAUUACCUGCGACACAUUGCCCAGGGCAGAAAACCGGAAUUAAGGGAAUACGAUGCGUUGGGCGAGCGAAGUGUUCCGGAAAAGACGCUCGACGAAAUACGCUAUUAA
Drosophila montana is the source of this 339-nucleotide messenger RNA. RefSeq lists its product as uncharacterized. The transcript has 2 exons. The coding region runs from base 1 to 339 and encodes 112 amino acids. NCBI's taxonomy places the organism in Eukaryota, Metazoa, Arthropoda, Insecta, Diptera, Drosophilidae. The record is from RefSeq and is a predicted model, not a curated record.